Messenger RNA from Carlito syrichta (Philippine tarsier), 530 nucleotides. RefSeq lists its product as uncharacterized. The transcript has 2 exons. Gene Ontology annotation, biological process: spliceosomal snRNP assembly; mRNA splicing, via spliceosome. The record is from RefSeq and is a predicted model, not a curated record. Gene Ontology annotation, molecular function: RNA binding. Lineage: Eukaryota; Metazoa; Chordata; Mammalia; Primates; Tarsiidae. The coding region runs from base 2 to 514 and encodes 170 amino acids. Gene Ontology annotation, cellular component: catalytic step 2 spliceosome; U1 snRNP.
UAUGCCUGUCGCGUGCUGGAACUUCUGGGUAUGGGGCAUCGCCUGUUUGUGCCUCGGCUUCUGGCGGAAGAAGAAGAAGAGAUAUUUUAAGUGUGAUACUCUUAAUUUCUCUGCCCGCCCGGAGGCUCGGAUCCCCGGGCCUGCUGCGGUUGCGAGGGAUGGGCAGCAGCACUGUCGGGACGAGCGGGCUGCGGCGUGCCCCAUGGCAACAAUGAGUUUACCCCUCAACCCGAAACCUUUCCUCAGUGGCCUCACGGGAAAGCCAGUGAUGGUGAAGCUCAAGUGGGGGAUGAAGUACAAGGGCUACCUGGUGUCUGUGGAUGGCUACAUGAACAUGCAGCUUGCAAACACAGAAGAAUACAUAGACGGGGCGCUGUCUGGACACCUGGGUGAAGUUUUAAUAAGAUGUAACAGCGUUCUUUAUAUCAGAGGUGUGAAAGAAGAGGAAGAAGAUGGGAGAAAUGAGGGAAUAGUAGCUUUUGUGUGGUUUUUUAUAUAUAUUUCUAGACAAUAAAGAUCUGUUUGUUUUU